CCCCACGUUCAUGCCUUGCGGCCUGAUGCCGUCAGCCCCAGAGAGCUCCACAUAUGCUGUCUCUUCCCCUCACCUCUGGAUUUCUAUCGACUUCCUUCUUCCAACUACUUCGCCAUCCGCAGCAGCAUCACUUCUGAGCAAACGAAGUUUAAAAGGACCCCAGACGCUCUCCUAACCUACUUUCGAUCCCUUAACACCCAUUCCGCAAAUCCACACAGCCGAUCAGCGAGACACUACUACAGUCGUCCGUCGCUACACCUUUCGCCCCUCAAACACAAACCUUCUCCCACGUUCACCCCGUAAACUUCGAGUUUAUGUCAGGCGAAACUGAAAUCCAGAAUCUCAAGAUCCGCGACCCCUUCGCCGAAGCCGACGAGGACUCGGGGCAGACUGUUCAAACCCAAGAGUAUAUUCAUAUUCGCAUCCAACAGCGUAAUGGACGCAAGACCUUGACCACCGUGCAAGGUAUCCCUAAAAAGUACGAUCUCAAGAAGAUCCUCAAGGUCAUUAAGAAGGAUUUCGCCUGCAAUGGCACCAUCAUCAGUGACACCGACUCCAAGGGCAUGGGAGAGGUGAUCCAGCUCCAGGGCGACCAUCGGGCCAAGAUCAGAGAGUUUCUUAUCGACGCAGAGGCGGGUCUGGGUCUCGACGAGAAGACCAUCAAGGUUCACGGCUUCUAAACGGGCCUGUCUGCUGUGCCGCAAUCCAGCGGCCCGGACUCCUUGGGAGAGACAUCCGGUGCGGGGUUCACAUCACUAAGAGUUGGGACUCGGUAUAUCUGGGCGACUAAGGCUCUGUCCGACCAGGUCGCGCGGCACACAUUCAUGAUAACCGGAAGCUGGAAGAAGGACUUCCUCUUUCCCUGAGCGAGAGCACGUCGAGGCUUUCAUGUCUGGUGUUACGGACGGACCAUUUGCUUAUCAUCAGUCCGUCGGCUCUAGUUGAUAGGACGACUGCAGCCUGCAUGCCCCUCGUUUGAGUGUCUGCAGGUUACGUAGUUUUGAGGCAAUGGAUUG
Messenger RNA from Thermothelomyces thermophilus ATCC 42464, 1016 nucleotides. RefSeq lists its product as uncharacterized. The transcript has 5 exons. The record is from RefSeq and is a predicted model, not a curated record. NCBI's taxonomy places the organism in Eukaryota, Fungi, Ascomycota, Sordariomycetes, Sordariales, Chaetomiaceae. Gene Ontology annotation, molecular function: ribosomal small subunit binding; translation initiation factor activity; RNA binding. The coding region runs from base 315 to 680 and encodes 121 amino acids. Gene Ontology annotation, cellular component: eukaryotic 43S preinitiation complex. Gene Ontology annotation, biological process: translational initiation.